Molecule: messenger RNA, 315 nt
Organism: Symbiodinium necroappetens
Lineage: Eukaryota; Dinophyceae; Suessiales; Symbiodiniaceae
Source: the annotation of a GenBank genome assembly
GUCCUAGUUGACGACGAGGGAGUUCUCCGAAAUGCCGACAGUAAGGCGCCCGAGGGCUGGCUACGUGCCUUCGCGACGGGUGGGCUCCUCACCGCAAGGGCGGGCGACGCCCUGGAAGAGGAAGGGGAUCCUUCCGACAGUGAUGAGCUUGUCAUCUCGGUUGCUGAUGCCUUUGAAGCGGCCAAUGCGCAGCAAAGGUAUGGCUUCGUCAUGCGAGCGAUGCUCCUGCCGCCGGACCCUGCCACCUGGGCCGUGGCGGCAGCUGGAGCAAAGGCGGCGACCGCAGUGCGAACCGCCAGCGAGAUCGAUUCCUAA